CAGAUGCUCUGCUGUUGCCCACAUGCCAACGCUGUUGUUGGUGUUGGUGUUGGGCGUUUCGUGUUGAACUGUCAAUCUGCUGCAGAAAUUCCGAAAUUUAGGAUUGUAGUGUCAGCCUACUGUUGCCUUCUCAAGAAAAUACCCUGUUUCUUUUGUGCUGUUUGCGUCCAAUCAGUCAUGAAGGACGGUUUUCGACAUUCUGUCAUUGGUGUGGAGCUUUCCAAAGACAAAGAGGCAUCAAAACCCUUGGGUGAUGCCCUCAAUGAACCUAUUAAAAGAAAGAAAGUGCCCCGUCGUAUCCUUCACUUCAGUGAUGGGACUUUGGAGGAGUACAGCACUGACGAAGAGGACACCACAGAUUACAAGAAGGACACUCAACUAGCUCAUAUUGAUCCUAAACAAAUGACAUGGUUUCCCUGGAUGUGGUACCAGGCAGCAACUACUGCAUCACAGACUUUACAGGUUUGCGAUUAUCUGGGCGAGUCAUUGGCCAGUUUCUUUGGAAUAACGACUCCUAAGUAUCAAUAUGAAAUUGAAGAGUAUCACCGCAUUGUUGCCGAGGAAAAGGAAAUGCAAAGAAAAAUGGACAUGGAGAUGGGUGGUUGGGUGACUUCAAGUGAAACAGAAUUCAAUACCAUUGGCAGCCAGCCACAGGUGUCUCAGGAGAGGCAUUGGACUCAUGGCCAGAAAGGAAGACCAGUAUAGUUGGGGUGAUAGUGAAACCAUAUUUUAAUAACCUAUUGUAAGAUAGAGAUGGUCCAUGUUUGCUGGCUAUUUAAGCUUUUACCAAAUGUAUGUAGUGGAAAUUUUCUUUCCAUUUUCCUCUGUUGUAUUCUUCAUAGUUUAAAUAAACAAGCUACUUAUUAAA
Thrips palmi is the source of this 868-nucleotide messenger RNA. RefSeq lists its product as uncharacterized. The record is from RefSeq and is a predicted model, not a curated record. Lineage: Eukaryota; Metazoa; Arthropoda; Insecta; Thysanoptera; Thripidae. The transcript is spliced from 5 exons. The coding region runs from base 4 to 705 and encodes 233 amino acids.